UUGCAAAUAAUUGUCGCCAGUCGCUUGGUUGGUCGGUCGAUCGGUUGAUCGGUUGUUGGUUGUCGUUUGUCGUUUGCCGGUUUCAUGUCGCCGUAGUGAAUCUAUCUAGUUUUGGAUCUUGGCUAAUAUGCAUGGCAAACAUACAUACGAAUAGAUAAAUAAAUAGAUAAAUAAUAAUAAUAAUAAAAAAAAAAACAUUUAUAAAUCGAACUUGAGCUUGAACUAUAAAGUGCCUUCAUAACUCAAUUUUUGCUUACGUGAUAAAUUUAAUAAUGUCCAGCUAAAAUUAAGUGAAACUGAUCAAACUGAACAAAACAAGAAUUAAUAAAAAAUAAUACAUUUUCGGUUAACAAAUAUUUGACCUGAAAAUAUGGUUGAGAAGGCCUCGCCCACCUUGACACUCGAGCGUCUGAAAAAUCUGCAAUGGCACAAGAUUUUCCAUAUGUUCUAUAUAGAACCGGUUGUCUUCAUGUUACUCUUCUCGCACACACUAUCGGGCACAAUCCAACGUAACCAGGUCAUCUAUCAGACGUGCACAGUGAUUUUCCAUUACAACGAAAGCGACUGCAAACAGUUGGAUAAUAAAAAUGCUAGCGCUGAAAUAAAUGCCAUUGAAACGGAGUUGCAACCGUAUGUGGCCAAUUUGUUUCUCACUCGGACCCUUUUAGAGAGUAUAGUGCCGGCUUUUUGUGGACUCUUCAUUGGAUCCUGGUCCGAUCAUUAUGGAAGGAAGCCUCUGCUUGUGGUUUCCAUGAUCGGUUUUUCCGCCUCCUUCUGGCUAAUGGCUCUGAUAUGCCAAUUGUCCAGUUACUACGUUGUGAAUCCUUGGUGGUACAUUUUAGCUGCAGUGCCUCAUUCACUUCUCGGGGGCAAUUGCGUCUUUUCGGUAGCCGCUUUUUGCUUUAUAUCGGAUAUAACCGACUGCAAGACGAGACCCUAUCGCAUGAUCUUCAUGGAAUCGCUGUUCUUCAUUGGCCUGACCAGUGGAUCCCUACUCUCCAGUUUUGUAUAUGCAGCGACUAGUGCGGCCGUAACCAUUGGCCUGUCCGGGUGUAUAGUCACAAUUGCCACAACAUUCAUCAUAUUCUUUGUGCCCGAAAGUCUCCACUUUCGCCAGGAGCAAGAUGCGAAACUGGAAAAGAAAAUGGCCAUGGAAAAGGAAAAGGAAUUGGACAAGAAUAUGCCAAUGACUGAAUGCAAUUUCAUGGGUCCCGUACUGCACAAGCAGACGGGUCAGGAACUGCCCACUCCGGCCACACCAGCCAUGACUUUCGACGAAGAUCUGCUGGCCAAAUAUGUGGAAAGGUUGCCAGAGAAGGCCGAACAACGGGCCAGAGAGCUGGAGGUGGCUGCGGGGCCCAAGGAGAAGGCUGGCCUAUUCAGUGUGGUCCACAUCAAAGACAUGAUUAGCACCUGCUUCAAGCCACGCGAAAAUCAUGCUCGUGCAAUUAUUUGGCUUGUGACAUUGGCCAUGUUCCUGUCCAUCUUUGUGUUCGAUGGCGUGAUGACUGUCAUGUAUUUGUUUGUCCGCGAGAAAUUUCAUUGGACUGUCAGGGAUUACACUUUCUUCGAGACAGUUAGCCACCUGGUGCCUAUGGUGGGAGCUCUUAUUGGUUUCCUAAUACUGAGAAAGGUCUUUCGUCUCUCGGUGGUUACUUUGGCCUUGCUGGCCUUCUUUUCGGAAAUACUCAACAAUUUGGCCAAGGGUUUCUCCACUUUGCCCUGGCAUAUGUAUCUAUCGGUGGCCUUGGGUGUCUUUCGUUCCAUUUCGGGUCCCAUGUGUCGCACCAUUGUGUCCAACAUCGUGCCGCCCUCCGAUUUGGGUAAAAUCUUCUCCAUAAAAAAUGUUUUGCAAUCGUUUGCACCUUUCGUGGCCGCCCCCCUCUACACGUUGAUCUACAAACGUUCCCUAACCACAUAUCCGGGGCUAUUCAAUUUUGUUAGCUCCUCGUUAUAUUUGCUCUCGUUUGUGUUUAUGGGAUGUGUCUUGCGCAUUAAGUUCAUGCAUAAGGAUCAUUAUGCCAAAGUCCUGAAGUGAUUCCAAAGGAAUUCGAGCAGCCUGUAAGCGUAGUAACUAUUUAUUUUGUGAUGCAUCCAGCCCUUAAUUAAUAAAUGUUAACUUGUAGUAGCUAAUAUAAAUAUGUACAUAUAAUUCAUUCCACUCUUGCGAUAAAGAUCAUAAUAAUACUUGAA
Messenger RNA from Drosophila willistoni, 2193 nucleotides. RefSeq lists its product as uncharacterized. Bases 371 to 2038 code for a protein of 555 amino acids. Gene Ontology annotation, cellular component: membrane. The transcript has 9 exons. NCBI's taxonomy places the organism in Eukaryota, Metazoa, Arthropoda, Insecta, Diptera, Drosophilidae. Gene Ontology annotation, molecular function: transmembrane transporter activity. Gene Ontology annotation, biological process: transmembrane transport. The record is from RefSeq and is a predicted model, not a curated record.